AUGAGCGAACAGGCGCUGGGCAGGCUCUUCGCCCGUGCCCUCCAGCUCCACCCCCGCAACCCCGGACUCUGGAUCAAGGCGGCGAGCUGGGAGUUUUUCGACGGCGGCAACACCUCGUCCGCCCGCUCCCUCAUGCAGAGGGGGCUGCGCAUCAACCCGGGCGCCCGGAACCUCUGGCUCCAGUACUUCCGCCUUGAGUUCUCCUACGUGGAGAAGCUCAUGGGCAGGAGGGAGAUCCUCGGGCUGGAAGCGGAACGGGGCGGGGCCGGUGACAACGGGCAGGGGAACGAUGAUGAUGAUGAUGGCGGGCGGCGAGGCAUGGACAUCCCGGAGCUCGAGGCUGAAGCGGGACAGAGCGGGGGUCCCAGCUUCAAGGCCGUGAGGAAAGCGGCGGGAGCGGAAGGAGCGCUGGGGGGCGACGACGGCGCGCGCCCGGCGCCGGUGAUGAACGACACGGCCCGGCGGUUCUACAAGGGGGCCGUCCCGAUGGCCGUGUUUCGGGCUGCCGUCAAGGCCGUCCCCGCGGACGUUGGGUUCCGAGCGGGGUUCCUGCGGUGCUGCGCGGAAGACUUUCCGGUGCUGUCGUCCGAGGCAGCACAGUCAAUCCUGACCUCCAUGGAGAGAGACUUUCCCGAUAGCUGCGAGGCGUGGGAGGUGCGUGCGUCGUACCCGCAGCUCGCGGCGGAGGCGGCGGCGGCCGGUCGCGAUGCCGGUCGGUUAGGGUCCGCCGUCGUGCAGGAGAGCUUGGACACGUUCGAGCUCGCCGUUGAGGCGGUCGGGGCGUCGCAGCCGGACAUGUGGGUACGCUACGCGUCGUUCUUGCGGGGGAGGCUCGAGGCCUGCGAGGGGGCCAAAGGAAGGAAGAGAGGCGGCGGCGCAGUCGACGGGGGCAAAGGCGGUGAGAUGGUUGGGGCUUCGGCACCGGCCGCCGCCGCGGCCGCCGCUCUCGCGGCUCGUCUCCGGGAGGUGCUAGCGCGUUCGGUGGAGAUCCACCUCGCCGGCGGCGCCGCACCGAACGAUCCGCCGCGGCGUUCCACCACCGCCAUCACCGCGGCAAUCGCAGCCCGCAAGGAGAGAGGAGGCGCGUCGCUGCUCGCGACAAGGGGGGUCUCGGCCCCCGCCGAGGGGCUCGAGGCACCGAGUCGGCGCCGGGAGGAGGACUCCCGAGAGGCCCUGUCCGCGGGGCUGGCGGACGUGUGCCUGGCGCUGGGCGAGCCCGAGGAGGCUUUGGCGGCGCUCCGCGCCGCGACAGGGGUGCUGCCCCGGCGGCCGGGACCCUGGCUCCGCCGCGCGGCUCUGGAGCGGCGGCUCGCGGCCUUGGGCGGCGACCCCGGGCAAGCCGGGCGGCCAGCCAGCGGUGGAAAGAAGCCCAGCCUUGGAGGUAGCAGCAGCAGUGCUGGCGCUGCCGGUGCCGACGUGGCCGCGGCGACCCUGCGGGCGGGGAUAAAGGCCGUCUCGCCGGCGGCCCCGGGGUAUCCCGACCUGUGGCGGGAGUUGCUCGCGUCUCUGGUGGCCUCGGGGGCUGGGCACAGCAAAAAGGGAAAAACUGCGGUGGCAGCGGCGUUCCGGGAGGCCGUUGAGGCAUGCGGGGGAGGCUCCGCAGGGAACAACGCGCAGGGGGAGUUUUUGGCCGGGUACGUCCGCUGGAGCGCGGCCGUGGAGGGUCCCGACGCCGCCCGCCGGGCUCUGCAGUGGGCAAGGCGUUCCUUCUUGCUCACGGGGACCGGGGCGGCGGCGGCGUACGGCGAGGCAAUCGAGCUGGAGAGGGCGCUGGGAGAGGAGGCGGGGGAGGAAGGGACAAGGGCGAAGCGCGUGCGGGAACUAUUUGAGGAUUCAGUGGACAAGUUCGGCCGGGAGUUGCCUGCCAUCUGGGAGGAGUACGCGCAGUUCGAGAUUCAGGAGGGGAAUGUGAAGAGAGCGAACGCUGUGCGUUGGAGAUCCCAACAGCAGCAGACGGAUAGCGGUCGAGCCGGGGGGGUCACGUCUAGCACGGGCAGAAAGAAACAGCGUUGGGGUUAGGGUAGACAUGGAAGGACACCAUCCGCGAUGAG
Ectocarpus sp. CCAP 1310/34 is the source of this 2051-nucleotide messenger RNA. NCBI's taxonomy places the organism in Eukaryota, Phaeophyceae, Ectocarpales, Ectocarpaceae. The record is from the annotation of a GenBank genome assembly.